Messenger RNA from Selaginella moellendorffii, 2136 nucleotides. RefSeq names its product probable serine protease EDA2. The record is from RefSeq and is a predicted model, not a curated record. Gene Ontology annotation, cellular component: vacuole. Gene Ontology annotation, molecular function: dipeptidyl-peptidase activity; serine-type exopeptidase activity. Gene Ontology annotation, biological process: proteolysis. Lineage: Eukaryota; Viridiplantae; Streptophyta; Lycopodiopsida; Selaginellales; Selaginellaceae. The transcript has 15 exons. The coding region runs from base 31 to 1539 and encodes 502 amino acids.
UCAUUUGGGAAUGGCGGGAUCGCGCAGACGAUGAAUGCGCUGAGGUACGAGCAGGAUUGGAAGCGCAAGAUUUCUUUCUGGAUCCAGGAAUUUGAGCGCCAGGCCGAAAUGGAGAAGAUUUGGUGCCUCGGCGGCAUUCUUUUGCUGGUAUCGACCUGUGCCGGCGUCUCAUUCCACGCCACGCUGCAUCGCAGCGAUGCGGUAUUGACCACUGAUGCGCAUUGGUACACGCAGACUCUGGAUCACUACGCGACUCAAGACGAUAGGACUUUUGCUCAACGUUACUAUGAGUUUACGGACUACUUCGAUGCUCCCAACGGGCCAGUGUUUCUCAAGAUAUGUGGCGAGGGAACGUGUGUAGGGAUCCAAAACGAUUACAGUGCGGUGCUAGCGAAAAGAUUUGGAGCCGCGAUUGUUUCUCUGGAACACCGAUACUAUGGACAAAGCUCGCCAUUCAAAUCUCACGCGACAGAGAACUUGAUUUAUCUAUCUUCCAAGCAGGCUCUUUUCGAUCUCGCAGCAUUUCGUGAAUACUACCAGGACCUGAUUAAUCAUAGGACCAACUCUACCAGCGACAAUCCUUGGAUUGUAAUGGGAGGGUCAUACUCUGGAGCAUUGAGUGCCUGGUUUAAGCUGAAGUUUCCACAUUUAGCGGUUGGAAGCGUUGCAAGCUCUGGUGUUGUCCAAGCAAUUUUCAAGUUCACUAAGUUCGACGAGCAGGUUGCCGAAUCCGCUGGCGCUACCUGUAGCGCUGCUUUGCGUGCCGUAACCCGUUUAGCAGAACAAGGCCUGAAGGAAAAUUCUGUUUCUACGAAAGCCUUGUUCAAUGCUGAACAGCUUGAUGUAGAUGGAGAUUUCUUGUAUUUGCUAGCUGAUGCUGCAGCGAUUGCGUUUCAGUAUGGUAAUCCAGAUAUCUUGUGUUCGCCACUUGUUGCUGCGUAUAAACGUAACGAGGAUCUACUGGCUGUGUAUGCGAAGUAUGUCAAAGAUUACUACAUAGACACAUUUAAAUCGAGCAUCAAUACUUAUGAUCAAAAGCACUUGAAAGAAAACUUGGCUGCAGGAGAUCAUUCGAGUGAUAGAUUAUGGUGGUACCAAGUGUGCACCGAAGUAGCGUACUUUCAAGCGGCGCCUGCAAACAAUAGCAUUCGCUCUGCUCUCGUCAAUGUCAAGUACCAUUUGGAUUUAUGCUCCAACGUCUUCGAGAACGGCACAUUCCCAGAAGUCGAUAACACGAACCUUUACUACGGGGGAAACAAGAUCAGAGGAGAUAAGAUUUUGUUCAUGAACGGUUCCCAAGAUCCUUGGCGUCAUGCCUCCAAGCAAACUUCUUCGCGUAAUGAGCCUGCAUAUGUGAUUAAGUGUCAGAACUGCGCUCAUUGUGUUGAUAUGCGAGGCUGUCCGCAGACCCCGCUUCAAAUCGGAGGAAACACCUCGAAAUGCGCCGACCCGGAGGCUGCACAAGCGGGUCAGCAGCUCAUAGCCACUUACAUCUCCCGCUGGCUCGAAGACGCGAAUGGCUCUGUAAAGUACAUGUAGAUCCUGGCACCCUUCAAGGUAGCUUUCGAUUAGCGAAGAUUCACGCAAAAAUCUCGCUGGUCAAAAAUCCGAUGCUACAUCUAUGGUAUGGCGUAACGCAAGGUACUUUGGAUUUCCUACCUGUUUAGCUUUUGUCUUGUUUCGUUUUUUUCCUGCAUUCUACACUGCUGCCAACUAUUGUCUAUGCUUUUUCUAAUCGCAUGGUAUAAAAUGCUUAUCUGUGAGGUGCGUGUGGGGGUAUGUGUGUGUGUGUUUCUCUACUGGUAUUCUUUGUCCAUGAUCCAACCAUUCCUUCCCAGCGUCAGCUCUAAAACUUUUUUCUUUUGUUCUCUUUUUCUUGCCACACUCUUUGUUUUCUCUUUGAUCCUACACGCCUGGGCCUCCCUCCUUGUUGGCUUCGUUGUCCUCCAGAUGCGCAUGGCUGCUCAUGAUCGCUUAAAUUCAACAAGUGGUCAUAAUCCUCUUUUUUAUUUUUCUCUCUCUUCCUCCGACAAAAGCUCGAGAAGAAACCAUUUUUUUGGCCGUGGUCAGCUUACUCACUUGCUUGUCACUUUUCAUUCGAAGGGCGGCUUUCAGUAAAAGAUUAUUCUUAUGUGA